Molecule: messenger RNA, 718 nt
Organism: Anneissia japonica
Lineage: Eukaryota; Metazoa; Echinodermata; Crinoidea; Comatulida; Comatulidae
Product: mitochondrial inner membrane protease subunit 2-like
Exons: 5
Coding region: 129-569 (146 amino acids)
Biological process (GO): mitochondrial respiratory chain complex assembly
Cellular component (GO): mitochondrial inner membrane peptidase complex; membrane
Molecular function (GO): serine-type endopeptidase activity
Source: RefSeq, a predicted model, not a curated record
AAAGAAUUGAAACGCCGGAAGAUUGAUGAAUGGGUUUGUCAAACAUUCACCACAAUAUAAUUUUCGUUUGUUAAUUAGGCUUUAAUGAUCUUACCAUUUACAGCCUUCAGUAUGGUUACUGGAUACUAAUGGCAGGAGCAUGGAGCUGGGUUGGUGCAGUACGUGUGUUUUCCUGGGGAUGCGGAGCAGGAGUUGUUGGUACUCUUACAUUCUUCAACAAAGUCGGUUAUUUUGCAAGAGUUGAUGGAAAAUCAAUGCAGACACCAUUGUUCGAUGAUCCUUCAAAAAUCAGAACACUGAAGUACAAGAACAGGUACGUGAAAGUACCCACAGGUCAUAUUUGGAUUGAAGGAGACCAUUCUGAAGUUAGCUUGGACAGCAACAUAUUUGGUCCAGUAUCUCUUGGGCUUCUACAUGCAAAAGCAUCGAGGAUUGUGUGGCCGCCUCAUCGCCAACAAAAACUGAAAUCUUUUGUGCCCUCCAAUAGGCAGCCAGUUAACAGUAAAAAUCAAAACUUUGAACAGUUUAUUCUGGAUGAUGAUGAUGAACUAGCUUUAUCAACACUAUGAAGGUGUAAUAAUUGUUGACUGAUGUUUUAUUCACAAUUAAAUUGAGAAAACGUUGGUUUGCAAUUAAGCAUGAGAUAAAAAAAAAGUACUAUGAAGGCAAAAGAUAUAGACAAUGUUGGACCAUGGCGAUGAAGUAAUAACCUACAGUA